Molecule: messenger RNA, 513 nt
Organism: Ostertagia ostertagi
Lineage: Eukaryota; Metazoa; Nematoda; Chromadorea; Rhabditida; Trichostrongylidae
Source: the annotation of a GenBank genome assembly
AUGGAAACACCCGAGAGUUUCUGGAAGCAACUUGUCCGACACGCCGAGACGUAUGGGCUGACGAUGAUCGUCUUUACAGUUGCUAGCAGUCUGUUGAUCGGCUACAUUUCCCAUUAUGUUGUGAAUCUUCGUCCAGAAUAUCAGCGAAAAUUGCUGCUCGAGAAAAAGCGAAAAGAGGAGGAAGACGAGGAGCACCAAGAUGCCACAAACGCCCGACUCAAUUCAAGCGAGCAGAAGCAAGUGGGCAUCGUAAAAGGAAUGAUCAACACUGAUCUUGUAGCCUCAUUACGAAAACCCCUAUGCGACACUGUCAACUACAAAUCUGCAAAUUCUGCACCUGGUUUGUUUAUUCAACGUCUUGAACUUGUAGAGAUUCCUAGACAACCGGUACUGGCAAAGCAGUCAAGCAGCGCAAACGCAAGUGAUGACGAUGAGGACUUGGUGAUCGCACACGAAAGUGGAAAGAAAAGGUCAGCAAGUCUUCAAGAGGUAUGUAGCAAGUUUUCAACUUAA